CGGGAUAUCCGGCCGUUCUCCCCUGCGCCCUCCCGCUGUCCGCUGUCCGCCGCCCGCCUCCGCUCCGGCGCCUCCGCCCGGAGCCGGCCACCCCCGAGCGCACGGGGAUCUCCGGUCAGCGCUCCCUUCCCAGACCCUAGCCGGCCCCAAACUCUCAGCCUCCGCCCAUCCCCCCAGCCAGAGCCCGCUUCCCAGGCAGGCAGCCCCCAGGAUCGGCUGGCGCGCAGGCCCCCACCCCCAGAGCACCAUGUUCCCCCGCCCGCUGACCCCACUGGCGGCCCCAAAUGGCGCUGAACCCCUGGGCCGGGCGCUGAGACGGACCCCACUGGGCAGGGCCCGGACCGGGCUGGGGGGGCCUCCCCUGCUGCUGCCGUCCAUGCUGAUGUUCGGGGUGAUCGUGGCCUCCAGCGGGCUGCUGCUCAUGAUCGAGCGGGGCAUCCUGGCCGAGAUGAAGCCCCUACCCCUGCACCCUCCCAACCGUGAGGGUGCAGCCUGGCGUGGACCAGUACCCCGGCCUGGGGGGCUGUCCCUGGAUGCCGGGGACUCGGACUUGCAGGUGAGGCAGGACAUCCGGAACCGCACCUUGCGGGCAGUGUGUGGACAACCAGGCAUGCCCCGGGACCCCUGGGACUUGCCGGUGGGACAGCGGCGCACCCUGCUGCGCCACAUCCUCGUGAGUGACCGCUACCGCUUCCUCUACUGCUACGUCCCCAAGGUGGCCUGCUCCAACUGGAAGCGGGUGCUGAAGGUGCUGGCGGGUGUCCUGGACAGUGUGGACGUCCGCCUCAAGAUGGACCACCGCAAUGACCUGGUGUUCCUAGCAGACCUGCGACCUGAGGAGAUUCGCUACCGCCUGCAGCACUACUUCAAGUUCCUGUUUGUGCGGGACCCCUUGGAACGCCUUCUCUCUGCUUACCGCAAUAAGUUCGGCGAGAUCCGAGAGUACCAGCAGCGCUAUGGGGCCGAGAUUGUGAGGCGGUACCGAGCAGGAGCGGGGCCCAGCCCUGCCGGGGACGAUGUCACCUUCUCCGAGUUCCUGAGGUACCUAGUGGAUGAGGACCCUGAGCGCAUGAAUGAGCAUUGGAUGCCCGUGUACCACCUAUGCCAGCCUUGUGCUGUUCGCUAUGACUUUGUAGGCUCCUAUGAGAGGCUGGAGGCUGAUGCCAACCAGGUACUGGAGUGGGUGCAGGCACCACCCCAUGUCCGAUUCCCAGCUCGCCAGGCCUGGUACCGGCCUGCCAGCCGUGAAAGCCUGCACUACCACCUGUGUAGUGCCCCACGGUCCCUGCUGCAGGAUUUGCUGCCUAAGUAUAUCUUGGACUUCUCCCUCUUUGCCUACCCACUGCCGAAUGUCACCAGGGAGGCCUGUCACCAGUGACCAAGGGUAUGGGCCAGCAGCUGUUGGGGACUGGUUUUGAUAAUGCCAGCUUCUUGUGCCUGCGGUUCAGAGAAACCCUGGCUCUGAGGCCUGGAGCUUCUCCAGAUAUUGUAUGGCAGGGAUUGCCCUUGGAAGUAUUUUAUCCAGGGUGGGUAUCCACUGUGGCUCAGAGGACAGGGUUGGACAGGAGGUCUGGUACUCUCCCAUUGGGGGUAUUUUUUGCAGGCCAGUGUGAUCUUUCUUGUCCUGGCAGAGCCAGAUACCAGUUUGCCAAUGAGGCAACAACACAUCUGUUCUACAGACUGACUCUAGGGAGUGGGCAGUCUACUUGGCACACCUUAACCUGUGGCCAAACCCAGAGGUGCCACCCAUCAGGAACACAACCCUGGGGCUCUGGUCGCCCAUUCAUCCACGAAUUAGCAGUCAUGCCUUACAAAUAACUUUUGUGCCUUUCUGCUUCAGACUCAGAAUUUUCUACACUUGCCAUGUUCUUUCUGUUUUUCCAAGGAAGGGAAAACCGAGUUAGGGCUCUUGCCUAGUAGCUCCAGGACCCAGCCCUGCAGGCAUCCAAAGACCCCUGUGCCCAGCCUCUUCUUGGGGUUCUGAGCACCUCCUCCUAUGCUGCAAGGUUGUGACUAUGGCUGGUGUAUCUGGCUGCCACUUUUCUGACACAUUUAUUUAAAAUUUGUACUUUUUUGAUAGAACCCAUAU
Messenger RNA from Molossus molossus (Pallas's mastiff bat), 2089 nucleotides. RefSeq names its product carbohydrate sulfotransferase 14 (gene CHST14). Gene Ontology annotation, biological process: dermatan sulfate proteoglycan metabolic process; carbohydrate biosynthetic process. The coding region runs from base 248 to 1378 and encodes 376 amino acids. Gene Ontology annotation, cellular component: membrane. The transcript has a single exon. The record is from RefSeq and is a predicted model, not a curated record. Gene Ontology annotation, molecular function: sulfotransferase activity. NCBI's taxonomy places the organism in Eukaryota, Metazoa, Chordata, Mammalia, Chiroptera, Molossidae.